UCCUCCUCAGGCGCUCAACACAUCCUGCUGUCAAGGAUGUAGCCUGCGAGUGUGUUUGAAAGUUGUCAAUAUGACCGCCAGCCUUUUUCUCCCUCAACAUGCCUGCAGCAAUGCACCUCACUGUGCUGUCGUCCCUGCUUGCAGUGACUGUCUGUACAGGCACCACCACUUCCUCUGCAGGUACAACCACUUCCUCUCCAGCUGAACAGAUCACAAAGAUAACCACAACUGCUGCAAACCCAGUCACUUUCGAUUUCCCUUUAUCCACUGCUGUGCCCACCAAGAGCACACAGCAAUCUACAAUGUCAACAAAUCAGACGACAACUGCAGUCCCUUCAGGAAAAGUGUCAACAUCACCUCCACCUUCAAUUUCCACUCAAACACCCAGCAGGACAGAGGGACCACAAACAAGCUCUCCUCCUAAGAAUGCAACGACCAACCAGACGUCCAAAAGGACAGUUCCCCCUGGAUCCACAGCAACACCAGCAUCAACAGCCCCGAACAUUACGACAGCCACCACAGUAAACACCACAGUCCUAGGUCCUCUAGAAGAAUGGAGUAAAGAUGACUUGGCAGCAAAUCCUGGUCUUGUUGCUAUCCUCUGCAUCUUCUGUAUCGUCUUCGUUCUGGGGCUGGUGGUUGCUACAGUGAAAUGUAUUGAAUUACCACGGUCCAACUUUGAGAGGCUUGAAAAUGUUCCUCUGGGCAAAGUGACCGAAGAGUCUCCAUUUGCCCAUUACUCUAAAUGACAGAAGAGCUUACCGGUAUUUCAGGCGCCACAGUCCAGGAGGAGUCCUUUCUUGUGAUUGUGUCAGAGUGAAGUAUUUCAGUCUCAGCUUUGACAUGCUUAUGUGGCUGCUUUAAAUUCUACUGAUUUUGCCUCUGAGGCUCAAUCAACUGUUGCACUAACUCUUCCUCUGUGGUUUCUGUUGAAAGGACACGCAGCCUGAAGCACACAAAUGUAAAUUUUUCCCACAUACAUAUUCCUCCUUCUAAGCACUCACUUCAUUACUGCACUCUUGCACUUAACAAGUAACAUAAUAAGAAAACAGCACAUUAUAAUUUUAUGAUUUGGGUACAUUUGCAGACCUGGGAUCAACUUAAAGUGUAAAUUGGUGUAAAUGAAUGUUAUCUUCAUCUAUAAAUCUCUCUUUUGGGCUGUUGAUGUAUAAAUAGUAACAUAGCUGUAAUGAGAAUGAACAGGUUUUUGUGAUUUUUUUUUCAUUGUGUUUUUUAUUGCCAUAUAAGAUAUUUACGUAAGGUCCUCUCUGGUCGGAGACCUGCAGCGCAGAUUGAAAUUAAACCCAACUAACAGCUUUCUGCUGCAGAAGUAAAAUCAUAACUUUAGUUAUACUUCAACAGGAACAACAAACACAAACCUGCCCACAAAAAACAGAAUAGAAAUCACUUUGAAUUUCUCUUCCAAUGUAAUGUUUUCACACAUAACCCUUUAAAGAAUCUUAUCUGCUUUGUAAAACGGCGCUCUAAUUUAUUCAUUUCACUUCUUGUCACUUCUGGUAACCUACAACGUAUACAGCUCUCUUAAUGACACAACCCUCUUCUAAUCAAGAAUCAAAUAUACAGACUUCUGUCAACGUUUUUGGACAAAGUCAUUUUGCUCCAGUGCAUCGUGUUUUAACUCAGGGAUGGAGAUAAUCAUGUUUUUUUUUGUGGGUAACUAUUAUUUAAAGCAGCCCAUUCUUUUUGCAUUUUGCACUAAACUUUCAAAGAGAUGUAUGUUUUCAAUAAAAUAAAUUAAAUAUUCACAUUAAA
Molecule: messenger RNA, 1773 nt
Organism: Labrus mixtus (cuckoo wrasse)
Lineage: Eukaryota; Metazoa; Chordata; Actinopteri; Labriformes; Labridae
Product: threonine-rich protein-like
Exons: 4
Coding region: 99-749 (216 amino acids)
Source: RefSeq, a predicted model, not a curated record